AUGCAAGGUCGGCUGAAGUUCGGGACACAGAGAGCUAAUGGCACCCCGGCUCUGAAGUCACGUUCGGGCUGCCUCGCAUCACCAGCAGCUGUGGCUGAAAGCUCUAGAAGCAUCCAGUGCGCUCCUAGUGCGUCAGAGCUGCCAUUCUCCAUAGCCAGAUACGUAACAAGUUACGGACAUUACCAUUCUUUUACCAAGACCGUUUUACCUUGGAUAAAGAGCCUUACUUCACAAAAGGACAUGCAUCCAGCAACUGCCAAGUGGUACGACAGGAGGGACUCGGUUAUUAUAGAGUUCUGUGUCGCAGACAGCAAAGAUGUUAAAGUGACUUUUGACAAGAAAAAGUUCGGUUUCAGCUGUCUUAGUGGAACCGACAAUGUCAAACAUGAGAAUGAAGUAGAACUUUUCGAAGACAUCAACGAGAAUGAAUCCAAACACAAACGCACAGAUCGCUCAGUGUUGUGCUAUCUACAAAAGGCACAUCCGGGGAAGGCGUGGCCAAGGCUAACGAAAGACAAGGCUAAGCUAAGUUGGCUGAGUGUCGACUUCAACAACUGGAAAGACUGGGAAGAUGACUCCGACGAGGAGAUGGGCAACUUCGAUCAAUUUUCAGACAUGAUGAACAACAUGGGGGGUGAGGAUGACCUCCCUGAUCUAGAUGGUGCAGAUGACGAUGAAUCUGCAGAUAGUGAUGAUGAGAAAAUGCCAGAUUUGGAGUAGUAGAAGACUGUUAGAUUGUGGAAAGAAAAUGGAAGAACAGAAGACAAGAGGAAUCUAAACAAAUGUGUAUCCCAAACCGAAGGCAGUGACAAACAACUGUACAUAUGAGUCAGUAGCCAUAUUUAAAUCCAUAGCCUCAGCUCCAAACUCUUUGACCAAUCAGUCCACUUACGGUUGAUUUGCAUGGUAAUGUACAGAGCAGCUAUCUCCACUUCCAUUUGCUGUACUGCACCUUUUUGGGUAUGUUGUUUUACUGUUAAAUAUUACAGCUAAGCACAACUUUAUGCGUUUAAGAGGAGGGGGCCGGAAAAAAGGCAUAGUUGUCCUCAAUUUAGCAAUAUAUGUUAAGAAAUUUACUAUUUGUUUUCAGUUCAAAUGUGGUUUAAAAGUGAUCAGGCCCAACCAUGUAAAACAUUGUGUAGUAAGUUAGUCGAAAAGAGUAGUUUGCGCCAUGAUUUAAGAAUUAGAUUAAUUUACUGAUUGGGUUCCUCUGAAGCCUUCCAUGUGCUGUGGUAUAGAUAAUCCAGGAAGCCAGUCUUUUGUAUGAGUAGCUUAACCUUGCAGCGUACCAGUUUUCCUUUACUCCUCGUCUAAUGUUUGCAAAAAUCGAAUUAAUCUGAAUUAAAUGCAAAAACAAAAGACAUCUUCCCAGUGAUCACCUACUGUACUUUUGAAUUCCACAUAUUUGAUAUGUUUACAGUUCUCUUUUCAUACUCACAUGACAUGCACACGUGUCACACCAGAAACAAGUUGAAGUGUUUUGCAGCUGAUAAGAGGCUCAAAAUGCUGAUGGGCCUCAGCAUCGUGUGGUUUGUUGCUAUCUUCCAGAUUCUGUUUGUUUUUCAUCCGUUUUCCCUCAUGGGUGAGGGAACGUUAGACCGAAACAGCGUGCGAUGACCAAAUCAAAUUUGCACUGUCAAUAAAAUGUAAGAAGAGACGAGUAAUGUUCAAUUACAGUGGAAAUUCUUUUUUUUUCAAUUUUUUUUAUUGUCUACAUCUUUCUAAUAAACUGUUUAAGAUUCAUUUAAA
Menidia menidia (Atlantic silverside) is the source of this 1749-nucleotide messenger RNA. Lineage: Eukaryota; Metazoa; Chordata; Actinopteri; Atheriniformes; Atherinopsidae. The record is from the annotation of a GenBank genome assembly.